This is a messenger RNA of Trichoplusia ni (cabbage looper), 1343 nucleotides long. It is a transcript of the gene Dhpr, whose product is annotated as dihydropteridine reductase. The transcript has a single exon. Gene Ontology annotation, cellular component: cytoplasm. NCBI's taxonomy places the organism in Eukaryota, Metazoa, Arthropoda, Insecta, Lepidoptera, Noctuidae. Gene Ontology annotation, biological process: L-phenylalanine catabolic process; tetrahydrobiopterin biosynthetic process. Gene Ontology annotation, molecular function: 6,7-dihydropteridine reductase activity; NADH binding; NADPH binding. The record is from RefSeq and is a predicted model, not a curated record. Bases 255 to 959 code for a protein of 234 amino acids.
UUUGUUUAUUCUUGGUAAUCACAGCAAUUAUAAUUUUAAAUUAAAUACACAAAAACUCGCGGUUCUACAGAGCUGCAAAUAAUUAUUAACCUAGAAACUAUUGUCCUUCAUUGUCUAUAGUUAACUUGACUACAAAAAACGAGAGGCGAGGUUAUCGCGCCGCGCAGAGUGUAACAAGUUAUAGCUACGACCAUUACUUUUACUUGUGGAGCCAGUCAGUUGGUUUUGUGCCGUGAUAUUGGUCAGACGUAAACAUGGCAAGCGGAAAGAUCGUUGUGUAUGGCGGGCGCGGCGCUCUCGGAGCUGCGGUCGUUAACCACUUUAAAUCAGCAAACUGGUGGGUCGCCAACAUUGACAUGAACCCUAACGAUAAAGCUGACUUCAACAUUACGGUACCUAAAGACUCUUCAUGGAUCCAACAAGAGGAACAUGUUGUUAACGAGCUAGCCAGCGCCCUGCAAGGUCAAAAAGUGAACGCGGUUAUUUGUGUGGCCGGCGGCUGGGCCGGCGGAAACGCGGCUAAGGACCUUAGCAAGCAAGCGGAUCUAAUGUGGCGUCAGUCCGUGUGGAGUUCCUCUAUCGCUGCUACAGUUGCCUCCAAAUACCUCACUGCUGGAGGCCUGCUGGCUCUGACUGGUGCCAAAGCCGCCUUAGAAGGUACCCCUGGUAUGAUUGGUUACGGCAUGGCUAAGGCUGCUGUCCAUCAGCUCACAAAAUCACUAGGUGCUAAGGAUUCUGGUUUACCAGAGGGCUCUCUGGCAGUGGCAAUACUCCCUGUGACACUGGACACUGAGAUGAACAGAAAAUGGAUGCCCAAAGCUGACUUCGGUACUUGGACACCACUCACAUAUGUUGCCCAGCUCUUUGACAAGUGGAUCAAGGGUGAAGAGCGUCCCCCCUCUGGGAGCCUGGUGGCCCUCGUCACUAAGGAGAGUGUCACUGACCUGAUUGUCGAGUAAACUUGCCCAAUAUUACUAUAAGAGGAUGAAAUAUCUCAAAUAAAUAUAGUUAAUUAGUAUAAAAUUUAAGUUAUUGUUCUGUUUUAACCGUACUUAAAUGAGUUUAAUUCAUAUCAGUUGUUUUGUUUCAUUGUUUUUAUAUUCGGAAGUAUUGUGCAAUGACCACAAAUGGGUUAAUUAUACUGUAAAAGUUUAUCACAAAUAUAAUAAAACAGUUUGUUGAUAUUAUUGCAUUUGUUACAUUUAUUUUUAAUAAUAAAAGACAAUAAGUCUCAAAGUGUAUGUGUGGUAGAAAGUCAUGUAUAACAUGUGAAAUGUAUCAGUGUAUAAUCAAUGUGAUAUGUAACUAUUUAAAAAUAUGAUAUUAAAUGUUGAAGCAAUGAA